Cydia pomonella (codling moth) is the source of this 7827-nucleotide messenger RNA. RefSeq lists its product as uncharacterized. Lineage: Eukaryota; Metazoa; Arthropoda; Insecta; Lepidoptera; Tortricidae. The record is from RefSeq and is a predicted model, not a curated record.
AUUUUUUUUGUAAACCUUAUCGCAAUUAUAUAAUUAAAUCCAUCAAUGGUCAGUUGAUGUUGCUAUAUAAAGACGUGCAAGGGUGUUGCCAGAUCAGAAUUUUAAAAGAUGCUAUAUAGCAUGGAUCUGAAUGGAUGGAUGGAUGGUUUGGAUGGAGGCGAAAAGUUGCUAAAGUAAUUUGUUGAGUAUAGAAAAUUGUUACCAAUUGGCAUAUUUGUGACUGGAAAAGCUGCUAAACUUAGCACCCAAGUGUUGGUAAUACUGUAGGGUAGGACAACGGGUGUUGUGACGUCCCACCCCCUCGACCCCCGGCCUUCGCCUGGGACAUAUCGGCCCUCGAUUCGAGCUAAUUCGAUUUGAGUGGCCAUGUCAUCUUGAUCCGUUCCAGUUACGACGAGUUUCCAUACUGACACCGCUGUUCGGCAUCGAGUGUUAAAGCUAUUCUUUCAGUUUUAAAUAUUUCGCAUUCGCAUUUUUAAAUAUAUAUAUAUUUAAAAAUGCGAAUGACUAGCAGGCGUCCUAAACCUUGUUUGCGUCGAAUUGUCUUGGGGUAUGGGGUAGCACGUUAGAAAUCAUUUAGUCGUUUGGACAGCAGCGAGUGGACUACCAUACAAACAUAUUUAUGAAGAGGCGCACCCUGACUCGUAUUGUCAUAUUAUUAAAGGUUAGAUUUGACAAAUCAGCGCACCUUCGUGAAUCACACGAACUAUAUAUACCUUUUCGAAAAGCCCCGUGUUAAAGAAAGCAACAUAAAAAUGUAUGUUUAUGCUAAAAAAGCUAGAUUUUAGCUAAUAAAUUAUUACGCAUAAAGAAAGAUGCGUCAGUAUGAUAGCUUUUAUAUUAACAUCUGAUUCAACGUAAAAUAAUCUUGGGUAGGUUGUAACGGUUUACCGUUAUCUUUAAUUAAAAUCCUAUGAAAUAAAAAAAUACAACUAAAACCUAAAUAUAAUUAUAAAUUACUAUAAUACUAACUAAUACUCACUAUAUAUAUAUUGACAAAGAAAUCAUACAAAAACUCUAAAAAGUAAUAAACUACACAUAAUAAAUCUACGAACAAACGGAAUUGACGACUGCAUUUGCUAUUAGAUAAAACUAGAUGCGAAUACAAAGGACUACGUCACCCGCUCGCGAUAAGCGAUGUGCACUGGCCGGUUAAUGAGACACAUACGCGUCCGCGACAUUUCUACCACGGCUUUGACAGCGAAAGGUCAAAUUAACUAAAUCUAAAACGUCAUGAAGCGACAAAUUUUUAAUAUGGUGAAAUAAAAUCUAAAACUAAAUGUGUUAAGUUUAAGUUCCAGUAUUUCCCCAAAUAGGGGACCAAGUCUGGGGUUUCAAUUGGAACACACCGACCCCACUGCGCGUGCUCCCGUUCAGGUUCCGGAAGGUUCCGGCUGAGGAUCCGGAACCCUGCUGAUGACGGCCUCCUCUACAAGUGCGAAACCGUAGUGCAGGGAAGUGACCCCUAUCAAGGGCUUGUUUCCGACCUAACUGUGUAGUGCCAGCUCAGAAAAGACUCACGACCUUGUCCUUCUUUUAGUUAGUUUUUUUUGUUUUAAAUACAUCUUGUAAAUUUUACUCAGGUUAGUUUUCUUCCGUCUCACUCUGCAGUCUACCCUAAUUAUUGCGACGCUAAACGUCACAUUUGGCGCCCAUAUUGGUUAUUUUCUGAGCUGUGCACAAUUGAAGCAAGUCCUUGGCCUUUUUCUUUCCUUGGUUUUCAUUGGUGUUGGUGGCUUUCUAAUAUUGACACUUGUAAUUCAUUUAGUUUUUAAGUCUGAUUUGAGCAGUUGCUUGGUACGUGGUUGUCUGUUAUCACUUCACAUUGUUAUAGCACGUUUUUCUUGUUUGUAAAAAAAAAAUAUAGACGUUACACUUGGCUUAUACCUACUAAUUUAAAAUCAUUUUAAAUUCUAUCGUACCCUACAUUCCACUUACUUAGCAACUAAACUUAACUGCUUUCGAAUCAAUUGUAAUCAAAACACACACCUUUCACUUAAAAUUUAAACAUGUCGUACCCAAUUAAAAAUUUUUCACUACAAAAAGCUGAACUUGAAUAUGAGGUGAUUCUCAGAGGUGGUUCUACUGGUUCGGUACAAGACCUUCGAAGCCAGAUAAUAAAAUUGGCCAUACCUCCUGAGGACAUAUUGGAAUCCCAUUUAGAGCCUGCGGUUGACCUUGAUGCUGUUAAAGACAGUCUAACUAAGUCGCAAACCAUGCUAACAUCCCUCAAAUCUAAAUUUGAUAAGACUCUGUUCUUGCGUACCGAAAAUCUACUUCAUCACAUAUAUCACAGACUAAGACGUAUCUCGAGCGUCAGUGCCACGUUAAUCGACCAGCACAAAAAUAAUUGCACUAACUUUAACAAUCAAUACAAAGAAAUUACGGCGUUGAAGCCGGCAUCAACUUCAAAUGCAAAUGCAGUCUCAGUUUUAGAACCUGAAGCUACGGUGGUUCACUGUGAUCGUAAUCUAACCUCUGACUUAGCGAAGCUAAAGUACUCUGGAAAAGCCUGUGUUUUUUCCUUCAUUCAACGAGUUGAGGAAUUCGUAGAGGUUAGGAAUAUAUCAAAAGAUCGUAUAUUGAAAUUUGCAUACGAGAUUUUCACUGACGACGCGCUACAUUGGUUCCGUUGCAAUAAAGAAAGUUUUCAAAGUUGGGACGAUGUCGUCGUCCUAUUAAAAAAAGAUUUUAGUCCCAAAAAUUACGACUAUCGCCUAACUAAUGAAAUCAAAUCACGUACGCAAGGGGAACAAGAAAACAUAUCUAUUUACUUAUCUAUUAUGCAUGGCAUGUUCGCGCGAUUGGUUAAACCAUUGUCUGAGGAAGAAAAACUCGAAAUUAUCUUACACAACAUUCGGCCAUGUUAUGCAAGCACCCUAGCCGCUUCGCCUGAGAUCAAGGACCUGAAGACUUUAAAAAACCUUUGCUCAAACUAUGAGGACAUUCAGUCACGUUUAUCCUUGUUUCAUGAACCGCCUAGGGUGACUUCUGAAACUCUGGCCCCAGAGUUUGCUUACACUAAAUAUCAUAAAAAUAAUAACUACUAUACAAAUAAAAAUUACCAAAAUACUAAUUCAAAUGAAAAACAGAAAAACUAUUAUAACCAAAACAAAUAUCCUAACUACUCGGGUUCUUACAACUACAACAAAUGUAAACCUGAAGAAAAACCUACGACUACUAAUGCUGUUCAAGCGACAGCAAGUACUUCAAAUCUUGUCAACGCUUCUAGUAACUUGCGUAAGUACUGCCCUAGGUGUCGCACUGAUACACACUCUUUGAAAGAAUGUAAACAACCACACUUCCCUAUCUGUUUUAAAUGUGGUGACAAAGGUGUACGUUAUCCGGAUUGUAAAUCUUGUAACCCUAAAAAUGCAAAAAACUAAAUUUAGUGGAUUGUAGUGCACAUAAAUCUCCCAACAAAUCUAGUGAAUAUUUUGAUGAUGCAGAGUGGAAAACGUGGCUCAGUUUUAUAUCUACGUUUUUCACUUGCUAUUCAGUCACUGCAAUCCACGAUUCAGAUAAUCUACAUAGCAGACCAUAUGUCUCAGUUCAGAUCAAUGGUAGAACUAUUCAUGGUUUGUUAGAUACGGGUAGUGGUUAUACAAUUCUAGGCAAUAACUACCACAAAGUUUUAUUGGAUGCGGGUUUCAAAUUCGACAGUACGGAUACGCUUAAUUUAUACGCAGCUGGCAAACAUAGAUUAAACAAUAUCGGUAUGAUCAAUCUGCCUGUCUCGUUCUUAGAUCAAACCCACAUCUUGAAGGCCUACGUUGUACCAGAGGUUGAGAACUCCUUGAUAUUAGGUAUGGAUUUCUGGAGAAUAUUCGAAUUGUUUCCUAAAAAUCUAGAUUCAGUAAUUUUGCCUAGGGAUGUUGAUCAAUUAAAUUCUCUGUCACUAGAUGCUCAACCUACGCACUUAUGUGACUAUGACCAUCUUUCACCUGAGCAAAAGGUUACGGCUGAUCAUAUCACAGCUCAGUUUCGUGACAUUUCAUAUGAAGAGCGUGGUUUAGGGCGCACUUCUCUAAUUACUCACAAUAUAGAUACCGGUAAUGCUGUUCCUGUUCGACAGAGAUACUAUAGAAUGUCUCCUGAAAAACAGAGAGUACUAAACACUCAACUUGAUGAAAUGUUACGUGAGAACGUGGUAGAGCCUUGCGAGAGCCCUUGGUCGUCCCCAGUUCUAUUGACACCUAAAAAAAAUGGCGAAAUGAGAUUCUGCUUAGAUAGCCGUAAAUUGAACGCAGUUACUAUCAAAGAUGCUUACAGUAUCCCUUACAUUUCAGAGAUUCUUGAUAACUUGCGUGACGCGAAGUAUCUCUCUAGUUUAGACUUGUCAAAGAGCUUUUGGCAAAUCCCUAUUAAGACAGAAGAUCGGUGUAAAACGGCGUUUUAUAUUCCUUCGCGUGGUACCUUUCAGUUUGUUUCUAUGCCUUUUGGCUUAACCAAUGCUCCAGCAACGCAACAACGAUUGGUUGAUAUGUUGUUCUAUGGGCCUGAUUUUGAGCAUAAAGUUUUUGUAUACAUCGACGACAUUAUCAUUGUCUCAUCGACCUUUGAAGAACAUAUCUCCCUACUUGUUCGAGUUCUAGAGAAGCUUAAAAUGGCAAACUUAACCAUUGGAUACCAAAAGUGCCAGUUCUUCAGAAAUAAACUGUCUUAUUUAGGCUAUGUGGUUGAUAGAAAUGGACUACAACCGAACCCGGAAAAAAUUGAGGCAGUUAUUAACUAUCCAACGCCUACUAACCGCAAGGAAGUUCGUCGGUUUAUUGGAACGGCAUCAUGGUAUCGUCGUUUCAUUCCAAAUUUUAGUUCUAUAGCUUCACCCCUAAAUAAACUUACUUCCCAAGCUAAAAACUCACCCCCAUUUAAUUGGUCUACCGAUGCUGAAAAUGCUUUCCGUACGCUAAAGGAAGCUUUAAUAUCUUCCCCUAUAUUAUCGUGCCCGGAUUAUACGCAGUCUUUCCAAGUACAUACGGAUGCGAGUGAUUACGGCGUGGGUGCGGUCCUGACACAAUUCAUAGACAAUCAAGAGAAAGUUAUAGCGUACAUGAGUAAGUCUCUCUCUAGCCAAGAGCGUAACUACAGCGCAACGGAACGAGAGGCACUUGCAGUACUUACAGCGAUUGAACACUGGAGGUGCUACUUAGAGAACGGCAAAAAGUUCGUGGUGUAUACCGAUCACUCGUCCCUCAAGUGGUUUUUAAACCUAAACAAUCCUACGGGCCGUUUAGCUCGUUGGGGAGUUCGCAUGUCCUCAUUCAACUUUGAUAUCAAGCAUCGUCGUGGUUCGGAAAAUGUAGUACCAGAUAGUCUCUCCCGUUCUGUUGCUAUUGCCGAGAUUGAAGAGAUCCCAAUAGGUCGUGACAUGUUUUAUUCUACGAGUGACCCAUGGUAUCUAAAUAUUUACAAUGGUUGCCAAAACACUCCUACUUCAUUUUUAAAUUACAAAGUGACUAACGGUAGACUAUUUAGGUUUAAAAAAAGUUUAAAUCCUUUAACCCGUGAAUUUGAGUGGAAAGAAGUAAUCCCUCUCGAAUUUAGACUCGACAUUAUAGUUAAAAACCAUUCAGAACCUACCGCUGCCCACUUGGGCAUAUAUAAAACACAUAAACGACUUUCUUUAAACUACUUCUGGCCCGAUAUGCAUCACGAUGUCGUUAAAUUCGUUUCAAGUUGUGAUACUUGCUGUGCUCACAAGCAUGCUACUCAUGCUACUCUUGGCAUUAUGGGCCGUCCUAAAGACUGCUCACGCCCUUUUCAAAUGUUGAGCAUGGAUCUUAUAGGUCCCCUACCCCCGUCGAGAAAACAGAACACCUUUAUAUUUGUCGUGACAUGUUGUUUCUCGAAGUAUUGUCUAUUAUUCCCAAUUCGUCGCGCAACCUCCGAGAUAAUAGCUAAGUUAAUCGAGGAAAAAGUUUUCUUAGUUCAUGGCGUGCCCAGCACUGUUCUUAUGGACAAUGGAAAACAGUUCACAAGCAACCUGUUAAAGAAGUUGUUUAAUGACUACAAUGUGCCUAAUGUAAAAUUUACGCCUAAAUAUACUCCGCAAGUGAACACAGUAGAACGUUAUAACAAAGUGAUCAUUACGGCAGUGUCAUCCUACAUUGAAAACGACCAUAGAUUCUGGGACUGCAACCUACCUAAAAUUCAAUUCGCUAUGAACACAGCUAGUAAUGAGGUGACAAAAUACAGUCCCUCAUUUCUCGUUCAUGGACGAGAGUUGGUCACUAGUGGCUUACAUUACAUUGACGCAGAACUAGGCGACGAAAUAAUAUUUACCCCUAGAGAUGAGUAUGCGGAGAAUCUGGGUAAUUUGCGAAAUUUUUUCGAUAAGGUUCAAUCCUCUCUAGUUCAAGCCCAUGCCAGGAAUAGUGAACACUAUAACUUGCGUCGUAAGGAUCAUAAUUUUAAAGUUGGUGAUACUAUUUGGAAAAAAACCUUCUACCUUAGCGACAAAAACAACAUGUAUUCCAAAAAACUUGCACCGAAAUACGUGCAAUGUAAAAUCGUUGCUAAAAAGUCUAACUUAGUAUACGAACUAGAAGACAUGCAAGGGAAUAAUAUAGGACACUGGCACAUCAAAGAUUUUAAGAUCACCAACUACAAAGUUUAAUAGGAUUACAUAAUUCCCUAUCAACGAUUUCUAUAUUAACCGUCUAAGUUUAUUCAUUGGCCUCAUGAUACGGAUUUACAAACGCUGGCACAUUCUCUAAUUACUCUAGCUGUUAGAUUACAUUAUUUCUACUUUAUAAACCACUACCGGUUUGUGAGUUCCAAGCCUAUCAAUAGGUUAUCAAAUCUUCUAAAGAGAUCUAAAAUAUACGGAAUAGCCAGCAUCAGUGUAUAAUAUCACUGAAGACACUGAGGUUAGUGAUUAAACUUAUUUAAGACCCAUUAAUAAAUACAUGAGAGUAUUAAUACAAUCGUAAGUAUAUUACUCAAUGUGCUAGGACGCAAAAACAUAUUUAGACAUGUUUAUUGCUUAUUUGGCUGUGUGAUGAAUGUAUGGAGAAGUGGUGUAUGUUUAGAUCGAAGCCUGAAUGAUAACUUGUGUAUCUAUUAAGUAGACAACAGAAAUAGCGGGUUUUCCUAGUAAAAACCCUAACCUAAAAAGAGGGGUAUGUAACGGUUUACCGUUAUCUUUAAUUAAAAUCCUAUGAAAUAAAAAAAUACAACUAAAACCUAAAUAUAAUUAUAAAUUACUAUAAUACUAACUAAUACUCACUAUAUAUAUAUUGACAAAGAAAUCAUACAAAAACUCUAAAAAGUAAUAAACUACACAUAAUAAAUCUACGAACAAACGGAAUUGACGACUGCAUUUGCUAUUAGAUAAAACUAGAUGCGAAUACAAAGGACUACGUCACCCGCUCGCGAUAAGCGAUGUGCACUGGCCGGUUAAUGAGACACAUACGCGUCCGCGACAUUUCUACCACGGCUUUGACAGCGAAAGGUCAAAUUAACUAAAUCUAAAACGUCAUGAAGCGACAAAUUUUUAAUAUGGUGAAAUAAAAUCUAAAACUAAAUGUGUUAAGUUUAAGUUCCAGUAUUUCCCCAAAUAGGGGACCAAGUCUGGGGUUUCAAUUGGAACACACCGACCCCACUGCGCGUGCUCCCGUUCAGGUUCCGGAAGGUUCCGGCUGAGGAUCCGGAACCCUGCUGAUGACGGCCUCCUCUACAAGUGCGAAACCGUAGUGCAGGGAAGUGACCCCUAUCAAGGGCUUGUUUCCGACCUAACUGUGUAGUGCCAGCUCAGAAAAGACUCACGACCUUGUCCUUCUUUUAGUUAGUUUUUUUUGUUUUAAAUACAUCUUGUAAAUUUUA